AUGGCCAUGAAAUUUCUCAAAGCUGGUGCUCCCGCAACUGAAGCCGUCGAGGCCGCCCUCCGGGUCCUUGAAGAUAAGGAAAUCACCAACGCUGGGUACGGCUCCAAUCUUUCCAUUGAUGGCAUUGUCGAAUGUGAUGCCACUGUCGUGGACCAUUUUGGCCGCAGCGGUGCCUGUGGUGCUGUUCCAAACAUUCGGAAUCCCGUAUCUCUGGCCAAGCUCAUCCUUGACAAAAGCAACAAACCACUAAGCCUACGACGAGUCCCUCCAAAUGUUCUUGUGGGAGAAGGAGCCAAGACCUUUGCGGAAGAACACGGUCUCAUGACAUAUCCGAAUGAGUACAUGGUUUCGAAAACCGCCAAGGACCGAUUCCUACGCUGGCAGGAAGAUCUCAAGCGGGCUGAUACUAAGAUGAAAGAGUUCAAAGCAUCACCUGAGAUCACCGACACUUGUCCUCCAUGUCAGUACGAUACGGAAUCGUCAACAAAACCACAACCGUCAUUGCCUCGCGAACAACGAGCUGCUAUUGUGACCGGUACUUGGAACGAAGGGCAACCCGAUUCUCCGUUCAUUGGCACACCAAGCCAAUCCGCAACGUCAACGCCAUCGCCCGAUCAACAUACACCCACCAGUUACUUUCGACUUGCCGGCCCUUCCUCGACCCCCUCAAAUCGUCCGCCAUCAGCCCGCACAGCUCUCGAAAAGCCGGCACAGACAUAUGCCGGAGUAGCUGGUGGUGUGUUGAGCUCGUCCUCCCCUUUCCGACCUAGGCUAUCGGCUCGAAAACCUAACCCUUUAGCUGAAGAUUUUAAGUCUGCUAUGCCGGAAAAUGUUUUGAUACAUGAAAGACACCAUGCACGUUCCACUGGCAAGACUGACCAUGUUCUAUCAGAGGUCCCUCCUGGGAACAGUGGCUAUGGUUCUGAUCGCCAGAGCUCCAUAGGUCCUCGUGGGGUUAAGCGACCUUCCAGUCCAGAUGACAAAGCGCAACCUCAUUCACGAGCCAUAAAAGAUCGCUUUCGCAUUGGGCCUGGGUAUGAGGACGCUAUCACGGACACUAUUGGUGCCAUUGCGAUCGAUGAUCAAGGCAACAUCGCUGCCGGCUCUUCCUCAGGUGGGAUUGGGAUGAAACACCGAGGCCGUCUAGGCCCAGCAGCUCUUGUUGGAGUUGGGACGGCCGUUGUUCCUUGCGACGAAGAAGAUGAAGAGCAGGUUGCUGUCGCUGCAGUCACAAGCGGUACGGGAGAGCACAUGGCUACUACUAUGGCCUCCCAACGAUGUGCUGAGAGAAUUUAUCAUGGCACAAGACGCGGCCGAGGAGGCAAGGAUGUUCAAGACGACGAUGAGGAUGCUAUCAUGGAAUCCUUUAUUGCCGAAGACUUCAUGAAGCACCCGGGUGUCAGGCAAUGUCACUCUCCUGGCGCAAUCGGCGUCAUGGUAGUCAAGAAAACACAAACGGGCUACUAUUUUUAUUUUGCCCAUAACACAGAGUCGUUUGCUCUCGCCUCAAUGGGAGGUCUAGAGAGACAGCCAAGCUGCACCAUGUCUCGGCUUCCCGAAAGUGCUAAGAUCGCAAAGGGUGGGCGCAAGGAGGAGUCGAUGAUUCUGGUGUGGGAUGGAUGGGCUUCCGCUGGAACUGUCGGAUGA
This is a messenger RNA of Fusarium graminearum PH-1, 1647 nucleotides long. RefSeq lists its product as uncharacterized. The record is from RefSeq and is a predicted model, not a curated record. Lineage: Eukaryota; Fungi; Ascomycota; Sordariomycetes; Hypocreales; Nectriaceae. The transcript is spliced from 3 exons. The coding region runs from base 1 to 1647 and encodes 548 amino acids. Gene Ontology annotation, molecular function: threonine-type endopeptidase activity. Gene Ontology annotation, biological process: protein maturation.